AAGUGACGUAAGAUAGGAGCGAAGCACUUCCUGUGUAGGCAGUCGGUGCAGAAGCUGGCGGAGGUGGAGCGGCUGAGGUGAUUAGCGCCGCCUACCACCGGGACCUUGGGACAGAGCUUCGCCCCGGUUAGACUACUACAUCACCAGAUGGGUGCCGGCCACCAGCCCUACGUCCUGCUGUGAGGGGAUCAUGCACGGGAUUUUGUAGCUUUAGUUUUGACCCCUGAUGGUAUAAUGUCUGUAGAUAUGAACAGUCAAGGAUCAGACAGCAAUGAAGACUACGACCCUAAUUGUGAGGAGGAGGAUGAAGAGGAAGAUGACGACCCUGGAGACAUAGAGGACUACUAUGAGGGAGUUGCUAAUGACGUGGAGCAGCAGGGGGCUGACUCUUUUGACCCUGAGGAAUAUCAGUUUACCUGCCUCACCUACAGGGAAUCUGAGGGUGCACUCAAUGAGCAGAUGGCUAGCCUGGCGGCUCUGCUAAAGGUAUCCCAUUCAGUGGCGAAACUCAUCUUGGUUCACUUUCAUUGGCAAGUCUCCGAGAUCUUAGAACGGCAUAAACUGAAUUCUGUCCAGUUGUUAGUCGACGCCAGGGUUCAGCCUCUAGCGUCUAAACAUGUUGUGGCACAUUCCUCCCAUCACUGCGCAGUCUGCAUGCAGUUUGUCCGGAAGGAGAACCUGCUGUACCUCGCCUGUCAGCAUCAGUUUUGCCGCAGCUGUUGGGAGCAGCACUGCAUAGUCCUAGUGAAAGAUGGAGUCGGCGUCGGUAUCUCCUGCAUGGCCCAGGAAUGCCUGCUCCGAACACCAGAAGACUUUGUUUUUCCUUUACUGCCGAACGAUGAACUGAAGGACAAAUACAAGCGAUACCUUUUCAGGGAUUAUGUAGAGAGCCACUAUCAGCUACAGCUCUGCCCCGGUGCGGACUGCCCAAUGGUCAUACAGGUUCAGGAGCCAAAGGCUCGUCGAGUGCAGUGCAAUAGGUGCAGCGAGGUCUUCUGCUUCCGGUGCCGCCAAAUGUACCAUGCUCCCACAGACUGCGCCACUAUCCGGAAGUGGCUGACGAAAUGUGCAGACGACUCUGAAACGGCAAACUACAUCAGUGCUCACACUAAAGAUUGUCCCAAGUGCAAUAUCUGUAUUGAAAAGAAUGGAGGUUGCAACCACAUGCAAUGUUCGAAGUGCAAGCAUGACUUCUGCUGGAUGUGCCUUGGUGACUGGAAAACACAUGGUAGCGAAUAUUACGAGUGCAGCCGAUAUAAAGAGAACCCCGAUAUCGUAAACCAGAGUCAGCAGGCUCAGGCACGAGAGGCCCUCAAGAAAUACCUCUUCUACUUUGAGAGGUGGGAAAAUCAUAAUAAGAGCCUGCAGUUGGAAGCUCAAACCUACCAGCAAAUUCAGGAGAAGAUCCAGGAACGGGUAAUGAACAACCUUGGCACCUGGAUUGAUUGGCAGUACCUGCAAAAUGCUGCAAAGCUGCUGGCAAAGUGCCGAUACACUCUGCAAUAUACAUAUCCCUAUGCUUACUACAUGGAGUCCGGCCCGCGUAAGAAGCUGUUUGAGUAUCAGCAGGCCCAGCUAGAGGCCGAGAUUGAGAACCUUUCCUGGAAGGUAGAACGAGCCGACAGCUAUGACAGGGGGGACCUGGAGAAUCAGAUGCAUAUAGCCGAGCAGCGUAGAAGAACUUUGUUAAAGGACUUUCACGACACAUAAACGACCGACGCAUUCUCCCCGGGAAAGUGAGCGCAUGUUAGAGCGUGAGGAGGAACGGAUGCUACAAAGAAACGCGGUAGCUGCGAGAAAUGUGAAGAAAACCAGAGAACCCACUUUUCUUACCCUGCUCAUUGAUUUUGGAACGUGAUCCGUUUGUAUUUUUUCUUCCCCUUUCCGUAUGAUUUUUUUAAAGUCCCGAGCGCCUUCCUUUCCCUGAGUAGAUGCUGUAAGCGGCGCUCUGUUCCAGACACUGCUCUUCUGUUUUUUUUCUUCCCUCCUUCCUUUUUCCCUAUUUAACCCUUCCAGCGCUCCACCAGCCUGCAGAGAAUUGCUCUUGCAGUGAAAGGGUCGAUCUUCAGUUUUUUUUUUUUUCUUCUUCUUCUUUCCUUUGUUCCGGAUGGCAAGUGUUGGAAAAGUAGUUCAAUUUUUUGAAUGGCUGUUAAUAGAGUUAGAUUAUUAUGCAAACUGUCAUUUUGAACUGUUGUAAAAUUAUACAGAAAAAAAAUAGAAUUACAAAAAAAAAAACAAUUUUUAAAAACA
Bufo gargarizans (Asiatic toad) is the source of this 2250-nucleotide messenger RNA. It is a transcript of the gene ARIH2, whose product is annotated as ariadne RBR E3 ubiquitin protein ligase 2. Gene Ontology annotation, biological process: positive regulation of proteasomal ubiquitin-dependent protein catabolic process; protein polyubiquitination; ubiquitin-dependent protein catabolic process. The record is from RefSeq and is a predicted model, not a curated record. Gene Ontology annotation, molecular function: ubiquitin protein ligase activity; zinc ion binding; ubiquitin conjugating enzyme binding. The coding region runs from base 235 to 1710 and encodes 491 amino acids. The transcript is spliced from 15 exons. Gene Ontology annotation, cellular component: cytoplasm; ubiquitin ligase complex. Lineage: Eukaryota; Metazoa; Chordata; Amphibia; Anura; Bufonidae.